This is a messenger RNA of Penicillium atrosanguineum, 3255 nucleotides long. It is a transcript of the gene nrps11, whose product is annotated as nonribosomal peptide synthetase fmqC. NCBI's taxonomy places the organism in Eukaryota, Fungi, Ascomycota, Eurotiomycetes, Eurotiales, Aspergillaceae. Gene Ontology annotation, molecular function: catalytic activity; phosphopantetheine binding. Gene Ontology annotation, cellular component: cytoplasm. Bases 1 to 3255 code for a protein of 1084 amino acids. Gene Ontology annotation, biological process: amino acid activation for nonribosomal peptide biosynthetic process; secondary metabolite biosynthetic process. The record is from RefSeq and is a predicted model, not a curated record. The transcript has 2 exons.
AUGUUUGAGCCAAUUGAGACUCUGAACCACGACGAGAAGCCUGUGCCAGUUAUUACUACGGCAGUGGAGAUCCCAGGAGAAGAUAUCGUCCUCCAGCGAUACAUUCCCGAAAUUAACUGGAAGAACGCGACAUCUCAUCCUGUGAGCUCCACGGUAAAUGAGAUAUUUCGUAAGCAUGCUCUCGAGCGUCCAGAUGCCCCCGCAGUCUGUGCCUGGGAUGGUACAUAUACAUAUCGCGAGCUGGCAGAGCGUUCCGCUGGCGUCGUCACCGUUGCCCUGCAUGCGGUCCUCCAGGCGGGCGGAGCCUUUGUGCUGUUGGAUCCCAGUCUACCAGUGGGUCGCUUGCAAGCUAUCUUUGCAGAGUCGAGGGCACAAAUGAUUAUCUCGUCAGCUGCAACAGCUGGCAUCGCGGCAGAGAUUAGCGCAGACUCGAUGAUAAUGGAUGAUCAACAAAUUCCUCAUCCAUCUACUGAGUCUUCCGAUGGACUAGUCAAUCAGCCCGAAAACGCGCUAUACAGUGUGUUCACGUCAGGCUCCACAGGAACACCUAAGGGCUUCCUAAUGGAACAUCGCGCGCUGGUGACCUGCGCAUUGGCGUGUGGCCAAUCGCUGGGGUUGAAUAAGAAUUCGCGAACGCUCCAAUUUUCGUCCAAUUCUUUUGACCUGGCGACAUUUGAGCAUCUGAUUCCGUUUAUCUUCGGCGCCUGCAUUUGUAUUCCUUCCGAAGAGGAGAGGAAGGGUGACCUCACCAAGGCCCUCCACAAAUAUCAAAUCACCCUUGCCAUGUUGACCCCCUCAGUAAGUCGACUAUUGGAGCCCGAACAUUUGCCAAUCCUGAAAACCGUGAUGCUGUGCGGGGAGCCUGUACUUAGUGAGGAUGUGCGCCGGUGGUCUUCAUAUGUUCACCUGCAUAAUGGCUACAGCCCCGCGGAAGCUGGGUGCAUCACUAUCAUGAACGAGGCAAUGAACGAGGCCGACCCGAACAACAUAGGAUACUCGCUUGGCAUCACCCCAUGGGUCGUGCAUCCGGACAACUAUGAUCAGCUCCUGGAGGUUGGGGAAGUAGGAGAGCUGAUAAUCCAAGGUCACACUGUGGGUAGAGGGUAUUUUGGCCCCCGCAAGGAAAGUCAGUCGACCUUCAUUGAUGCUCCGGCCUGGGUCGGAGAUUUUAUCCGUGAAUCCUACGGAUCAUUUUAUAAGACUGGUGAUCUUGUCCAGUUCAACAUGGACGGCUCCAUGCAGUUUCUGGGUCGCAAGGACUCCCAAGUCAAACUCCACGGGCAGCGUCUGGAACUGGGCGAGAUUGAGCAUCAGCUGCGACAAUAUUUCCCGGCCCCUCACGCAAUGAUCGUCGAGUUGGUGACGGCAGAGAAUCGGGAGCCGAAUCUAAUUGCGUUUGUGAGUCGCUCUCAAGACAUGACCAGCAUGGUCGCGCAUGACAAUCUCUUCCUGGUGCCAGACGAGCAAUUUAUUGCAGACUCGAGGAGGGCAGAAGGCACGUUGCGGGAGAAGUUGCCCGCGUACAUGGUUCCCUCGGACUUCUUGCUGCUCUCCCACCUGCCUAUGAUGCCUUCCGGGAAGACUGACCGUCGGUCCAUUCGAACUAUGGCUGCAAAUCUUGCGCCGAUGGAGAGGAGGAAAUACAGCAGUAUGCUAGCGACCUCUCAGGGCCAGCCAUCGACCAAGCUCGAAGAGUCUCUCGUACACCUCUGGGCAUCCAGCCUUAACAUUCCCAUUGACCAGAUCGGCACCCAGGACAAUUAUUUUAGUCUCGGCGGAACCUCACUUGACGCUAUUCGUCUUUCUGCGAGCGCGCGCAAACUGGGAUAUGCCGGCUUGUCUUCUGUCAUGGUAUUCAAGCAUCCAACUAUUCAGCUGAUGGCAGGCAUGUUGGAAGGGGCUAUAAAACAACCCAUUUCAAACAUGCCAUCAUCGGUAUCAUUCCAGCUGAACUCAACUGUGACAGAUCACCUCCUAGCCAAGUGUCAACUGCAGGCCAAUGAAUUGGAAGGAGGCUUUCUUCCCACCACUGCGUUUCAACAAAAGUCCGCCGGAUUGAAAUGCAUGCAUAUUACCCUGGAUACUUCCGGCCUAGAUCAUUCGCGGCUAGAGGCUGCUUGGGAGGCUGUUCAAAAGAAACACAUCUCCCUUCGGUCCGUUUAUAUCACUCAUGAUGGCUGUGUCUACCAAGCUUUCCUCCGCCAGCCUGAAACCGCGAUUUCCAUCCAAUAUUGUGACGAUCAACCAAUAAAGGAGGUUACAGCGAGCUUUUGCGACCGUGAUGCUGAGCCCGUUCUCAAUGGCAGCCGUUGGUGGAAGUUAACGAGAAUCAUCCAAAAAAGAGACAGCAGCAGUCUGCUCAUCAUCCGCACUACGCACGCGCAAUUUGAUGCCAUGACACUGAAUGUGAUAUUCAAGGACUUCAUGGCCGCCUUCGAGGGUCGCGAGCUAUCCCAAUGCGAGCUGCAUUUCUCCGACUACAUGACCAGUCGUGUCAAACAGAACUUGUCUUCACCAGUGAUGGACUUUUGGACCCAAUUCCUGCAUGGCUCCCAGAUGAGUCAACCUCUAUUCACGGACGCUUCCUCUGCCGACCUGCUUCCGGAUCAUAUUGGCAUGGUGUUUGUUAUGCGCCCAAUUACGCCGACCCCCAUCCUUCCCGUCGGAAUCACUCUCGCUUCUGUGUUCCGGGCUGCCUGGGCAUUUGUGCUUGGGAAUUAUACCGGCCAACAUGAUCUGGUGUUUGGUGAAUUUGUCGAAGGUCGCACGUUGCCUCUCGUGCAAGACGUGGAGAGUAUCACGGGAUGUACAGCAGCGGAGACUCCGAUGCGUAUUACCAUUCCCCAUCACGAGGGGGCCACCGUUCAGGAUCUCCUCUCGCACUCGCAGGCGCAAUAUGCUACUCGGCUGCCGUUUGAAACCUGCGAACUACCAGAUAUUGUUCCCCAUUGUGUUCCGUCUUGGCCAGUGGAGACUACUCGGUUCAGCCAUCUCCUAGUGUUGGAAAAUACCGAGGCGAUUCCCCCGGUCAUUGUCGAUGGGCAGGUGUGUGCGCAUAAUUGGGCGUUCCACGGACGCCUGGAAGAUGUGCAAGUGCAAUUAGUUCCUGGGAAAGAUACGUUGCAUGUCGCUAUCCUUGGACCGGAGAUUAGGCUGUCGCAAGAUAUUGCAGAUAUGCUGGUAGACAAGCUGGCGACGACUCUCGGUCAAUUUGUCUCGAUGCCCGAUGCAUUGAUCUCCAAGAUCAAAUGGUAA